GUGAAGGAGCUGGAGCUGGAGCUGGACUCGGAGCAGAAGAGACACUCUGAGACGGUGAAGACACUUCGGAAGAACGAGCGUCGUCUGAAGGAGCUGCUGUUCCAGUCGGAGGAGGAGCAGAAGAACCAGCAGAGGAUGCAGGAGCUGGUGGAGAGGCUGCAGAACAAGAUGAAGACCUACAAGAGACAAGUGGAGCAGGCUGAGGAACAAGCCAACAUGAACUUGACCAAGUACAGGAAGACGGUGCACGAGCUGGAUGAUGCUGAGGAGCGAGCUGACAUUGCUGAGUCAGCGCUCACCAAGAUCAGGACCAAGAACAGAGGCAGCUUUGGGAAGGGCUUCUCCUCC
Molecule: messenger RNA, 348 nt
Organism: Austrofundulus limnaeus
Lineage: Eukaryota; Metazoa; Chordata; Actinopteri; Cyprinodontiformes; Rivulidae
Product: myosin-8
Cellular component (GO): myosin complex
Source: RefSeq, a predicted model, not a curated record